UCUGUCUCAUUCACUCAGUCACAUGCUCACACUCAUACGGUGUGCUGCACACACUCACAUACACACACACACUUCGCUGGUGAGCAUUCGACCAGCAGUCUGCUUUCUCUCUCUCUCGCUCUCUCUCUCUCUAACACUUAUUCACACUUUGUCACACAUACCCAAUCACACAACCUGAUACAGAGCCAUAUGAAGUGGUGUUGCACGAGGAAGAGAAAGUAAAUGUUUGAGCACAAAGAGAGAGGAAAGUGAGGGAUGGAAUACAGAAGGAAGACAUAAAUCUAGACACAAGAGACAUCGCCUUUGCAAUCACGAAGAGGCUACAGCGGGGACAUACCUCACAUCUGAGAACACUCAGGUCACUGAACCCUGAAAUCAGAACGGAGUCACUCCAAAAGCAGAGAAGUCAGCAGAAGUGUGGUUAAGGAAGAAAAGCAAAAAAAACUGGAGUAAAGAUCUGAAGCAGUGGCAAUCGACAGCUGUUGUGUAUCAGCGUGUGUGUGCCCACCUGCCGUGUGUGUCCUCCUUCCCACUGCUGUGUGUUUGUGUUUGUGUCUACUUGCUACCCUUGACCUGACUGAAGUGUCACCAUGUUCUGGACGCUUCUCCUGGCACUGAUCCUAUUGCUGGUGCUCCAGGCCCAGUUAUAUGUUUGCCUGCGGGAGCUCAGAUCCUCCACAAUCUCUGUGAUCUCAGUGAACCCGAAUGAGACCACCAACAGCAGCACCUCACGACGCUUACCAGGUGCCAUCAUCAUCGGAGUACGCAAGGGAGGCACCAGAGCCCUGCUGGAGAUGCUCAACCUUCAUCCAGAUGUGGAGGUGGCCAAGGCUGAAGUGCACUACUUCAACUUGGAUGAAAACUUCCACAAGGGUAUGGACUGGUAUCGUGCUCAGAUGCCUCUCACUCUUGCUGCGCAGGUGACCGUGGAAAAGACUCCAGGUUAUUUCACAGCACCUAUGGUUCCAGCCAGAAUGUGGUCAAUGAAUCCAGCAGUGAAGCUUCUUCUGAUCGUCCGAGACCCAGCUGAGAGGCUCGUGUCAGACUACACACAGGUCCUGCACAACCGCAUCCAGCAGAACAAACCAUACCAACCUCUGGAGGAACUGCUCCUACGCCGAGGACACAUCAACCCCAACUACAAGGCCCUCCAGAGAAGCCUUUACCACCAACACCUGGCCAGGUGGCUGGCGCUUUUCCCCAGGGAGCAGAUCCAUAUUGUUGAUGGAGAGGCAUUAAUCCGGGACCCAUUCCCAGAACUUCAAAAAGCAGAGAAAUUCCUGGAACUUCCACCGCGGAUAAUGCCAGAUAACUUCUACUUCAACACCACUAAAGGGUUUUACUGCCUGCUUUCUGCAGGACAUGACAAGUGCCUGGAUGAAUCAAAAGGAAGACCACAUGCACCCCUCAGCAACGAGGCUUUCCAAAAGCUCUGUCGAUUCCUCAGAUUGCCCAAUCAGAUCUUUUUUAGGAUGACAGGCCAGACUUUUCACUGGUGCUGAUAAAAAGUUUACACUAGAUUUUAAGACUGUAGACUAAAUCUGCCAUGAAAUAUCCUGUCUAGUCAGAACUCUACACAUUAUUUGAUAUUUGACUGAGAUUUGAUUAACAUCUGAGUUUAUUCCAACCAAGUCCAAGAACUGAGCUGAAAAAGAAAAAUAACAAGAGCACAAAUGUGGAAAACAGACGGUAUCUCUGGCGCAAAGGUUCCUCCUGGUGUUGGUUAUGCAGAACUGCAACAAACCUGAUCUUGAAAUUCAGGGGUAUGGAUUAAUGGACACCAGCUGUAGAUAAGGGAUUACUAAUCUUAUCCACAGAUUAUCUGCUUGGUUUUAAUGAACCCUGCAGCUGCACCGGCACUUUGUAGAUAUGAUUGGUGAGCCCUGCUGUAGACUAACUGUAUGUUUAAAAUGUUAAUACGUGUACAUAAAAAACAGCUGCUGAGACAUAUGGGUAAUAUGGAAGUACUCACAUUACCAGUAAGACAAACAUUAUGUAGCUUAUACUUUCUGUGCAUUUUGUGUACUUUACAAAGGUUUGUACAAGUGUAUGAAUGAGCGCUGUAAUCAUUCUAGUAAUUAGUUGGAUUUUCAUCCUUCACAUUUGUUAAAUUAAUCUAUACUUGAAUGUUUUGUCUGCCAUUUUGAAUAAGUUUCUAUUUUUAAAGGCUCUUUAAAAAGAAA
Messenger RNA from Ictalurus punctatus (channel catfish), 2183 nucleotides. It is a transcript of the gene hs3st1l2, whose product is annotated as heparan sulfate (glucosamine) 3-O-sulfotransferase 1-like 2. The transcript has 3 exons. Gene Ontology annotation, molecular function: [heparan sulfate]-glucosamine 3-sulfotransferase activity. NCBI's taxonomy places the organism in Eukaryota, Metazoa, Chordata, Actinopteri, Siluriformes, Ictaluridae. The record is from RefSeq and is a predicted model, not a curated record. Bases 591 to 1502 code for a protein of 303 amino acids.